AUGUCCGGUGAAUUAUUAUUUGAAUUAAUUGAAAAGCCUAAAUGGUCAUUCAAAAGAAAAAUUCAUUCUGAUGACAAAAAGAAUUCAUGGACAUUGAACAAUACUUUUAAAAAUUGGUUUAGCUCAUCAAUAAAACUUUCUCAAAAUGCUGAAAGAUUUCUGAAACAUACUGGAAGAAAAUCAUCUCCUAUUUCACUUCAUAUUCCAUCUGAUCGUUUAGCUUUGGUCAUAAAUAAUAAUAUAUGUAUAAUAUCACUUAUUACAUCUGAUGUUUUAUUGGAAAUUCCACUUGAUCUCUUACAAUCUGAUGAAUAUAAUUAUUUAAAUUGUUUAGCUUGGUCUAAUAAUGGAAAAUUCUUAGCUUGUGGACAUUGGUCAGGUAUUGUUUGUGUUUAUGCAUCGUAUGAUGGACAAUUAUUACAUGAAUUACCAAAAAGAACACUAAAUUAUAAUGAAAAUUCAUUCGUAGACAUAUGGUUUUCAGGAAGUGAUGCAUCUCCAUAUUUUGAUUUAUUAUGUUUAAAACGUCGUGGUGAAUUAAUUCGUUAUGUAAUGAGUCGUGAUCAUACAGCAUCAUGUGCAGAAGAUAAAUUUGAUUUUCAUAUAAGUUGUGCAAUUAUUGAUUUAAAUCAAAAUCAAAUUUAUAUUGUACCUUUCGAUACAAAAACAAUUUCAAUUUGGAAAAUUGUUGAUACAAAACCGUCUGUUAUUAAAAUAAAAGAAAUCAUUGACGAAGAAAAAGAUAAUAAUGAUAUUUAUAUAUAUGGUCUUGCUCUUUCACCAAAUCAAUCCUAUCUUGUAUCAUUAUUAUCUGAUCAAUCAAUUAUUCUUUAUCAAAAUAAUGAUUAUCCUUAUUGUUUAGCUAAAUUAAAAAUCAAUGAGAAUCGAUCGUUUAUUUGUGAUUUGGGUUAUUGGGAUGAUAAAACUUUAAUAUUAUUUUAUUCUGAUGGUUCAAUGAGUUUUCAUGAAGGUAUUGAAACAUUAGAAGAAUAUCGUUAUGAAUCGAAUCAAUUAAAUAAAUGGCCAUGUAUUUGUCGUCCAACUUCAGAUGAAUUAUUUAUUAUUGAUUGUCAAAUAAAUAAUAUAAAUGAAAGUGGAAUUGUAGAUGAAAAUAGUAAUAUAAUAUCUCGUUUAUUUCAAUCAUUUCAAGAUUUAAAUGAAUCAAUAAAUGAAAGAGUAAUUCAAAUAAAACAUAGUGAUCCAUAUCGUUUAAUUGAAAAUUUAAUAUUAAAUGGUGAAUAUGGUGAAGCACUUCGUGUUUGUAAAGUUUUUAAACGAAUAGAUUUAUCUGAUCAAAUUCAUGAAAAAGUUGUACGUUUAUCAUCAUUACAAAUUGAAACACAUUUAACAAAAAUUCAAUCACGUCUUCAUGUUCUUCAAUUAUGUACAACAAUAUUAUAUUCAACAUUUGAUGAACAACUUAAUUUAAUACAAUUUGGUCUUAAUAAAGCAACGCGAAAAGAAUUAUUUGAUAAUUUAUAUUAUUCUGAUCAACCAUUUUUUCAAUCAAUUAACGAUGAAAAUUUAUAUUUAAAAGAUUUACAACAAAAAUCGAUUUCAUUAAAUAUUCCACAAAAACAAAUUAUUCUUUAUAGAAGAAAACUUUUAGAUGAAAAAAGAAAAUUAUAUUUAUAUGAUGAUCUUAGAAUAAAAUAUAAAAUUUUUCAAGAAUAUCAAUCAAAUAUUUUUGAAAAAUUUAAAGAAUGGGAUUAUAAACAAAUUGCAAUAAGAUGUGCAAGAGAAGGUCAUAUAAAUGGAUUAAAAUUAGUUUUAGAACGUGCAAUACCAUCAAUAUCAAUAAUUGAUCUUUUAUCAAUAUUAAAUGAAAUUCCUGAAACAAUUUCAUUAAUCGAAUAUGAAGAUUUAAUUCCAAAAUUUUCUUUAAUUCAACAAAAAAUAGUCGAUGAAAAAGAAAAUGACUGGACUGAUGAAUUUAUUUCUCCAUCUGAAGAACAAAAUAAUGAAGAAAUUGAUCGAACAAUAUUUGUAGAAUGGUAUAAUAAAAGAAUCGUUUCAUUUGAAAUAUUUGGUUUUAUUGAAAAUGCUCUUCAGUUAUGUAAAUAUGCAUUUGAAAUUGAAAAUUUUCAAGAAUUUAAUUCAAUUUAUAAACAACUUUAUCUUGAAUUUUUAUUAAAUAAAUUUUGUGAUCAAGAUUUAACAUUAAAACAAAUAAAUAAUAUGUCGGAAGAAAAUAUUUUUGAAUUAAUUUUAACAUUUAAAAAUGAUUUUAAUCAAGAUGAUAUUGAUAAACGUAUUGAACAUGUUUUAAUUCCAUCAAUUGAAUUAAUUCCUCAAGCAAAUCAAUAUUUAAAAAAUAUUUUAAUUAAAAAAUUACAAAAUGAUUUAGAUAUUUAUCCAAUAAUUCAUUCAUUUAAAUUUAAAUCAAUUUUAAAACAAAACCAGUUAGAUGAAUUUAUUAAAGAAUUAAUUUUUAAUAUUAAUUCAAUUGAUCAAUUAACAAUUUGUCAACAAUUAUUAACAUUAAUGAAUAAUAAACAAGAUUUAGAAUAUAUUAUUCAAUCAUGUCGAAUUUUUAUGAAAUGGUCUGUUAAAAUGAUUCCAUCGGAAAUGAUUAGAAUUAUAGAAUCAGAUGAAUCAUUAUCAAAUGCAAUUGUUCUUCUUAUACAAUCAGCAAUUAAAGAAAAAAUGCAACAAAUAAAUAUUUCAACUGGUAAUGAACUUUAUCAUGAUAUUGAAAAAAUCUCUCGUCAUCGUUUAUCAUCACAAACACUGUCAAAUUUAUUUGUUUCAAGUUUAUUAAAAUCCGAUAGUCUCGAAUGUUUUCAUAUAGUUCGAUCAAAUCUAUCGCGUUCUCAUACUCCAUUAAUUAUUCAAGCAGCAACAGAUUAUAUUGAUUCAGCAAAAAGUAGUCAAGAUAAAAGUAUUCUUCUGGCAAAACAUUGUUUAGAUUUAAUUGAUGAUCAAUCAUUAGUAACAAAUGAACGGAAUCUAAUUGAAUCACAGAAUAUUUGUGAUUUUUUUCGUUAUUCAAUAACACCUCUUGAAAUUCGUCGUCAUCCAAAUCCUAUGCAAAUAAUUCCUGCAAUACUUAAUUCAAAUCCACAAGCUUAUAAAAAUACGAGCAAAUUAAUUUCAUUAGCAUUACAUCUUCAAACAGGAAAUAAACAAAAUAAAAAAGAUCGAUGUAUGCUUUAUAUUGCUGAACAUUGUCUCAAAAUCAAUGAUUUGAAUAUGUGUUGGGAAUUAUGUUCAUAUUUAAUUGAAGAAAAUUAUAGUCCAUCAUGGAAAUGUUGUUGGGCAUUAAUUAAUAGAAAUUCAUCAUUUAUUAAUGAAUCAAUAUUAUCAUUUAUUAGUCUUCAUUGUGAUGAUAUUCUUUUAAAUGAUAUUCUUAAUAAAUCUACUUAUAUUCGAGAUCAAUCAAUACCAAAUGAAGAAUACCAAAUAACAUCAACUUAUUCAUAUUAUUCAAACUCAUUUUAUGAUCGUGAUUAUUCUCAACAAAUGGAUUUCAAACAAAUUCCAUUAUUAAAAUCUCCACCAAUUGAUGAAAAAGAUGUCUUAAAAUAUGUGAAUAUUGAUACACCUCUGUCUAUUAUGGUUUACUUAGCAUCAAAUACAAAUAAUGAUAUUUUAAUUGAAAAAGAUAAUGAAUUUGCAUUACAAUUAUCAAUUUAUUGUCAAUCAUUAAUGAAAAAUUCGAAAUCUCGUAAUUUUAAAGCAUUACCAUCUUCUAUAAUCGAUAAAACAUUAAUUGAAAAUAAUGAAAAUUAUAAUCGUUUAGUACAAGAUCGACAAUAUUCAAUAUUAAAUCAAUUAGAUAAUUCCAUUGAUUUAAAUCGUUUUAAAACUGAUUCAGAAUAUCGUCGUUUAACAAUACUUGGUUUAUUUAUGUGUGAUCAUCCAUCGUUUGAAUAUAGUGAACAAUUAGCAAUAAAAUAUAAUAUAUCAAUUGAUGAAUGUCAUCAUUCAUAUAUUGAACAUUUAUUAACAAAUUCAAAUUUAUCAUUAAAUGAAAUACGAAAAAUAAUUCGACCAUUUAUUAUGUCUGAUCGAGUUAAAAAAAAUCGACAAAUUAAAUUAGAAUUAGUUAAAAGAUUACAUACACAUGUUUUUCCACUUAUUGAUGGAAAAGAUUAUGAACGUUUAAAACUUUUUUAUGAUAUUAAAAAGAUUUUAGGAGAUUUAACACAUGCACAAAAACAUGUUCAAGCUAUUCAACAAUUAACCAAUAUUCUUAAUCAAGAUUUUGAUUAUAAAUUAUUUCUUUCAUCACCAGAAUUAUUUAUUGAAAAAUAUGCUAAUGAUUCAAAUAUAAUUAAUCUUGGUUUAGCUCUUGAUCAAGUUAAAGUUUCAUCUUCAUUGAUUGUUACAUCAAGUUGGGUUUAUUCAUAUUAUUUACGAUAUAAUUCGUUAUCAUUAUUAAUAUUUGAUUUAUUAAAUCGAAUAACAUCAUUUGAAGAUUUUCAAAAACUUCUCAAUGAAUUAAUCUCAUCAAAUAUUCUUCCAAUUAAUAAACGAAUUGAAAUUAUUGAAUUUUCUAUAAAAUUAAUUCUUUCGAAAGAAGAUCAACAAUGGAAAACGUUAGAAGAAAUAUUAAAUCAACGUUUAUUACGUUUACAAAUGUUAUUUAAACUUUUAUCAGAUUAUUCAGAAAAUGAAUUGAAUCAAUUAGAUCAAUGUGAUCAUAUUGAAGAAUUAGAGGAAAUUUUAUCACAUAUAUUAAGUAAACAUGGACAAUUUAAUUUAAUUAUUUAUUUAAAAAAUAAUUUAUUUAAUGAUAUUUCAAUUCCAAGAGUUUUACAACUCACUAUUGAGAAAAUUAGUCAUAUGAUCAAAUCUGGAGAUGAAAAUAGUCAUUUGAUAUUAAAUAAUUUAUUGGAAAGUAUAUCGUUGGAUGAAAUUGAUGAAAAAGAAUUAUUUUUAUGUUUACAACAAAUGUGUCGUUCGGAUAUAAUCGAUCGACGUGUUCGAUUCAAAUUAAUUGAUAAACUCGAUAAAAUGUUUGAUAAACAAGGCCUUCAAUCAGAUGAUCUUUUACUCUUUGAACAAUAUCGUUUAUCAACUUUAUUAUCAUCAUUUGAUUCAUUUACUGAGUUAAAAAAAGAAGAUAUUGAAACUGAUGAAAAUCGUUGUAAAAUUUUUCAAAAAUAUCUUUUACAAGCAAAACGAAAUAUUCAUUUUGAAUCUCUUAUUCAAAUUCUUAAUAAUACUUGGUCAAAAGAACAGAUACAGACAAUGAAAGGAUCUCAUGGAUUAACAUUAAAAAAUGAAUUAAUUUUAAUAAUGAUCGAAAAAAAUAAUGAUUGGGAAAGAAUUUUAACUGAAAAUAUUAUUCAAUUUGAUGGAGAAGACAUGAAUUCAUUAAUACAAUAUUUAUAUAAUUCAAAAGAUCUGACAUCUUAUGCAUAUAAAUUAUGGUUGAUACAUCCAAUAUCAUCAUUAACCGAUUUACUCUUUCGAUCUCCCUCUGAAUUAAAUUUUGAUAAAAAAUUUUUAUCAAUGUCAAUUGAAAGAAAUCGUGUUGGUGAUUUAUUAACAAUCAAUCCUUCGUUAUUUAAUUAUUAUCUGAAUGAAAAUCUUUCAAAUGAAGAAAAAACUAAACUUUUAUAUCAAUUAGAAGAUAAUGAAGAAUUACUUUUUCAAGUUGCUCAAUUAUUUAUUCAUAAGGAAAAUUAUGCAUCAUUUAUAUCAUUUGGUCUUAUUGUUGACACGUUACAAAAGUAUUUUAUAAAUAAAUAA
This is a messenger RNA of Adineta steineri, 5700 nucleotides long. Lineage: Eukaryota; Metazoa; Rotifera; Eurotatoria; Adinetida; Adinetidae. The record is from the annotation of a GenBank genome assembly.